Molecule: messenger RNA, 6042 nt
Organism: Caenorhabditis auriculariae
Lineage: Eukaryota; Metazoa; Nematoda; Chromadorea; Rhabditida; Rhabditidae
Source: the annotation of a GenBank genome assembly
AUGAUUGAGGUUUUUUUCAUUUUAUUAUAAAUAUUGAAUAUAUUCUUUCAGUUGGCCGCUAGUACUCAAGAUAAAGUGAAGGAAGCUGUUAAAGUGAAUUCUCAGUUGGAACAGAGGUUAAAUGAAUUGACGGCAAAGGUAAAAAAAUGAAGUUUUUUUCCAAAUGUAAAGUUUACAGCACGAAAAAUCGGUAGAAGUGUUCACUGAGCAGUUGAACAACGCUCAUAAGAUGAUUCGGGACAAUGAAAAGGAAUUUUCGGUUGUUCUUCAGAAGUAUCAGGUUUGAAUUGUUGAUUUAUAUUUUUUUAUUGUUCUUUGUGGAUUUUAAAGGUGUAAAAUGCUUGUAUGACCUUAAAUUACGCUGAAAAAUAGCCUUGAAAACUUUGAAUAUGAAAUGAAAUAAUUUUUUUAGGCUUUUUAAAUCAUGGAAGAACCUUAAGAAGUAUCAUACUUUGACUAAUUAAAAAAAUGGAUAAAAAAAUAUUGAAAUUUUUCGUUCUUUUUUUUAAAAGGGUAAAAAUGAUUGAAGGCCUUAUUGUUGCAGAUAGCCCCAAAAAAACUUUUUUUCGUUUUUUUAAAUCAUCUGAAAAACUCAAGAACAAAAAGCUCAUUAAAAAAAUAUUCAUCUAUUUUUUUAAUAUUUUUUUUGAAAGUAAUCUGUUUUCGCCAUUUUUUUGAGCGUUUCAUCAACUUUUUUUGUUCAUAAUUAACAAACUUUACAGUUUCGCUGUAAUUUCAAGUUUUAAUUCAAAAAAAUUCUGUUUUGAUAGAUUACUAUUAGCGACGGGUUUCUGACUAUCUUUUUUUAAAAAUUUCUGUUUAAACGUUCAAAUUGAUUCCGUUGUAAGCUAGGGAAUAUUUGAAAGUUUGUUUAGUUUUAAGAUUCAGUGAGAAAAUAAUGUUUCCAUUGGUUUCAUUGUCUUUUUUUUCGAAAACUGAGGUAGAAAUUUGAAAGAGGAGCUCGAAAUUUGGAUUUUGGGGUAUUUUUUAAAAAAGUUUUCCAGAUUUGCGACUUCUCAGUUUCGCCAUAAUUAUAUUUUUCCUCAAACUUAUAAUCUUUCAGUUAGAACUGGUUUUGUAGAUGUGAAACUUUGAAUGUAUUCCAAAAUAAAAUAACUUUUUUCAAGGAUUUAAACUUAAUUUAGCUCUUGAUUAAAUUCAAGUUGAAGAUUCAUCUCAAUAUUUUUGUUCUUUUUCAUGCCGUAUUUAAAGCGAUUCCGCGAAAUUCAAAAUAGCCGUCAGAGAAAGAGAAAGAUAACUGAAUUUUGGAGGGUCAGAGACCAUUUCGCAUUUCGCGGAAAUUACUUUGAACACGGCAUAACUAAAUUUUGGAGCGUCAGAGAUAAUUUUGAAUUUCUCAUGAAUCAUUUUGUACACGGCAUCGGAACCACAUAAACUUUAAUGAUUCAGUGAAAAAAAAAAAAUUGAAAUUCAGGAACUCCUUGGCGCUAAUCGAAAGUCAGCCAAUGAACUUCGAGCCGAACCGAUCGACUUGCCGACGGACGUUGAUCAACUACAGUUCAUGUGUCUCACGACGAAAGAAGAACUGAUCGAGACGAAAGCCGCCAGAGAACAUUGUGAACAGGCCUUGAAGGACGAGGUCGCCAUGUUGAGGUUUCAAGAAAAAAUUGCAUUUUUCUCAUGGUUUUGUAAUUUUCUCUUGGUAGAAGGAUUUAAAAAAAACGUUUUUUUUUCUUUUAUAUAUGUGUGUGCGCGUGUAUAUGGACGGAAUAGAUUACACCCAAAACUUUUAUGAACUGGGUAUAAAAAGAGGUAGUCGUGAGUCAGGGGUCGGCGUCGUCUGCGGCGGCGUCGUCUGCGGCGGCGUCGUCUGCGGCGGCGGACGACGUGGUCGGCGAUGAGGUCGAGGCGAGGCGAGAGUUGAUAUUGAAGUGAUGAUCAGGGGAGUUAGACCCUUAUAUAGUGGUCUAAUCUUCCACGUGAUCUAUUUCUUAGUCACGCCUUUUUUACAUACUCAACAUUUUCUUAUUUCUUAGAUUUUUUUGGGGUUCUGAAAAAGUUUAUUUUUUUAAUUUCUGAUUUCCCUUUGAAACAGGGAUUAUAAGAGGAAAUGAAGUGGAUUUAUUUAUUUUUUUAAGUUUUCGAUUUUUCAAAAACUUUGGAACAGGAAUAAUGAGAUUAAAAAUCUAGUUUAUUCAUUGAUUUUUCCUUUUUGGAGCGAAAAUUUCAAGAAAAAAAUUUUUUUUAAUUUUUUUGUUUGUUUUUGGAACGCGGGUUGAAACAGAAAAAGUAACUGCAGUUCAUUUAUUUAUUUUCCAAUUUUUUAAAACUUUGUUACAAGGAUUUCAGAAGAAUUUUAAAAAAAUCCAUUUAAAUCAUAUUUCCUUAUUUUUUUCAGAGCUAUCUAAUAGGGCUUCAGAAGAAGUAGUGGAUUUACAUUAUAUUUUUUUGAAUUUUAAAAAUCAUAUUUAUAUUAUAUAUUUUUUUUAAUGGAUGGAAUGGAACAAAGGCUCUAAAAUAGUAAAGAAGAAUGAUUAUUUAUUGAUUUUGUUUAGAACAAUCGAACAAGAAAUAUUGGCCCAGAAUAAUCAUCUACAAACGGAGCUCGGCAUUGCCAAUAGUAAGGUGAAAAAUAAUCAACUAAAUAAUUUAUUCAAAGUUAUAAUUAUUUGUGGAUUUAAGGUUUCUUCCUCGUCGGAAAUGGUCGCCUUGAGCGAAAGUUUCCAACGACAAGUUAGGGAUCUGCAAGUGACUGUUAAAGAGUUGGAGGAUCAGGUCACACAGGUUCAUUUUUUUAUUUUCAUUCAGUAUUUUUUUAGGAGUUCUAUGAAAGUUUUAGUCAAAAUUAGUACUUGAAAAAAAGUUUAAAAAAAGGUCUAGAAAUAUCAAUUUCUAAUAAAAUUUUUUUAAGAAGUAUCAUUUUUUUCAAUUUAAAGUUUUUUUAAAAAAUUGAAUUUUAAUAGACUUUUUAAAAAAGUCUUAUUAUGCCCUAGCGAUAAAAGAAAGUCAUUAAUAAAUAUCAAACGUCAUGAAAUUUAAAAAAAUCUAGUUCCAUGAAUGCAUUUUUUUCUUCAAUCUGGAAAAAAUUCAACUUUUUCCAAAAUUUCCAACUUUUCUGUCUCAUUGAAACUAUAGAUUUUUCUUUAAAUUUGAAUUAUUCUAAUAAAACCUCUUUGCCAGAAUGAAGAAAUUCAUUUCAAUUAUGAUUUUUUUUUUCUGUUCUUUAUGUUUCAAAAACGCAAAAGGUCGCCAAAAAUGGCUAAACGCGUUGCGGUCGCGCUGCGGCUCCGAAAAACCUGCUUGACGCGUUGAGAUAUUCUCCAUGCGAGAAAUUUAUUUGACAUCGCGUUUAAAAUUUUCCUUAUUCAAAGAUUAGGUCAAAAAUAUGCGGUGACAUUAGUGGAAAAUUUUCUCAUGGGAAAUUUUUAGCUCCAAGCUGAAACGGGAAACAUUGAAAGGUGGGAAAAAGGGUUAAAUCGAGAAUUUUUAACACUAUUUUGUUGGUUUCCUUCUCAAUUUGACCUUGUAUUUAAGGGUGGAUCUCUAACUUUUGCUUUUCAUUUACACGGGCAAAGUUCAGAAGGACCUAAAAAGAAGCUUUUCGAUAAAAUCCUUCAAAAGGCCUCACAGGCUGCUUUUUUUUCUGGACCUCUUGAGGAAUAGAAAGUGAAAAAAUGGAGAUUCCGAGAAACUUUUGACAUCUUUUCAGAAACUCAAAAAGGAGCCCUAGGUUAUCCCUUUUGAGGUUUUUUGACAUUGCUCGUGGAAUUUUUUGCUAUUUUACCCUCAUAAGGGACUGAAAAGGUUCAGCUGAAAGCUUCAAAAAAGGUGAAAAAUUUUUUUUGAUCUUUUUCUCGUAGCCUCGGGGGAUUUUUUUUUUUUAGAUAACUUGGCGUUUUUUUUUGGUUGCUUUUUAUGAUUUUAUUAGUAAAGGAUGUGAAAAAAUCUCUUGGGGGCCCUUAGAAGAUCUUUUUUCUUACAAAAAACUUCUGAAGAGCUUUUUUUCCUUUAUGCGAGAGUAUUAAUAUUGUCAAUAUUGGUCAUCAAACCAACUUUUUUUUUGCUUUUCUUUCUGAUUUGAUGCUUAAUUUAUGUACAAGCUUCGUAUUGAUAAAGGUCCAAAGCGAACGGAGCGCCGUCGAGAAAACGGCCCAGAAUUACAAGCAACGAUGCGCCAGUUUACAACACGAGCUGGACACUUCGGAAGCCGUCCAGAGAGAUUUCGUCAAAUUAUCGCAAAGUCUUCAGAUUCAACUGGAAAAGAUUCGGCAGUCGGAGCAGGUUUGACUGGAAAAAUAUAUGUGAAUUCCAAUUUUUCUAUCAUUUUCUGUUCAAAUUAGCUUUGUAGGAGCAAAUUUUCUUUAUAAAUUUUUUUUUUUUUCAAAAUGAUCCUGUCCCAGUACUUCAUUUUCUAUAUAUUUGCGGAAAAAAAUUGGAGAAUUUACCUUUUUUUCCUGUAAAUAACUCGGCUUUUUUCUUUUUUUUUGAUGCAAAAAGGCAUUUUUGAUUAAAAAUUACAUAUUUUACUUGGUUGUAGUAGUGAAAUUUUUUUCAAAGCAAAGCUUACAAAAAUAUCAAAGAAAAAAAUAUUUGGCUUCAAAAAGAAAUAAUAAUAAAGUUCAAAUGUAUUGCGAGUGUCCUACCGAUAAUUUUUUUCACUGUUUUUUUGAAAAAAAUAUCUCAAUUAAAUUUUUUUCAAUUUUUCUCCAGUAUAUGAAGAACUUACAUAAUAAACAGACGAGACAUUUAUUUUUUUGAAGUAAAAUUAAUUUUUUUCAUAAUUCUCAUGUUUUCUUUCUCAUAUCAACGUUUCUUGGAAUUUAUUAAAUAUUAUUUUUUCCUGAGAAUUUUAAUGCACAGGUAAUUUCGACAUCAAAAAAAAAUUUCGAAGAAAAAUUCCUCCUAUAAACUUAUUUUCAAACAAUUUCACCUUUUUCGCACAAAUUUUUUUCUCGAUUUUCAGGAAGUCCGUUGGCAAUGGGACGAAGACGUCGACAAAUGCACGAAUUGUGAAACUUCAGUCGCGAAAUUGAGACCGAAACCUCAGUUAGUGAUUUAAAAUUGGAUUUAUUUUCAAUCAAUUUUCAAAAAAAUUCUGAACUUCAAGUUCAUUUUUUUCGCCUUUUUUUCUGAUAAUUUAUGAAAAAAAGUCAUGAAAGCUGUUAUUGAAGCAAAAAAUGCUGCUUAAAGGCAUAGGGGCAGUAAAAAAUGGGGUUUCAGGUGAAAGCAGUAUCUUAUAUAGUUUUUCUUUGCGAAUCGAAUAGUGUACUCAAAACAAUUAAAGAUGUGAAAACUUAAGAAGAAAAACGCGAUUUUAAUUUACCGCCUUUAAUUUUGAAAAAAGCUUUGGAUCGGCCUACGGACAAAUGUUUACAGUAGCCGUUCACGCGAUGUUGCGGACGUCUCAUUAGACUCGCAUUUUGGGAGAAAUAACCGGUUAUCUGCUUCAAAUUGAGGGUUUCUUUUCUGAAAAAUCGAUUAAGAAAACAAUGUCUACACCAGGAACUCUGAAGUAGUCCCUAUAGGGUCGACCUUAGGGGAGGUUACACUUGGAGGUUACACUCUAGGGACUACUUUACCAACCCCUAUAGGGGGCCCAAACGCUUGAAAAAGUGGUCCCUAUAAAGGGCAUGAUAGUCGAUAAUUUUAUGAACUUUAUGUGAAGAAGAAUUUCUAUGCGAAAAACUACAUAAAUAAGUGUUUUUUGAAUAUAAUUAAGAGACCCCUGUAGGGACCACUCAAGCUUUUGAGGCUAACGGGUCAGACACUAAAAGCCCUAUAGGACACACCGCGAUUUUACCCCCUAUAGGGACCGCUUUUCGGUCCCUAUAGGGAUUACUCAAAAAUUCCUAAGAAAUUUUUAAAUUAAUCAAGCUUUGUUCAGUUGCCGCCACUGCGGAAAGAUUUUCUGCAUAUCCUGUGUCAAAGACACGGUCCCAAGCGGCCCCCAACACAGGCCGGCCAACGUUUGCCAAGUCUGCCACACCCUUCUCAACAGGUUUUCUUUAAAAUAAAAUCAAUCAAAAAAAAAAAAUCAAUUUCAGAGACUCCAAGCCUUUCUUCGCGACCCGUGAGAUCUGA